AUGUCUGCAACAUCAGAAUAUGAAUCAGUGGCCCGGCAAGAUUAUGGGCCGGCCGCCUCCAGUGAAAAUAUAUAUGAACGUGUUUUGGAGCACAAAUUAACAGAUAAUAUGAAUGUACCUAGUAUAAGAACUCCUGUUUUAAGGGCUGUGCCUUUAUCACCUUCUGAAGGUGACCCUGAACCUGAUUCUACUAAUCCAGAGAGUAUUAUCCAGUCUAUACACAAAGUGGAUAAAGAAGUAGAAUUUCAUAUUGGUGAUAAGCAUUGCGACACUGAAAUGUCUGUUGAGUCUUUAUCUAGAAUUGUGAGAAUUGAAGAAACCACAAUUGAUGAUGUGGGACGCAUAGCAUACCCCAUAUUGCAAGAAACUGAUGAUUCCGGGGAUGGAAACUUUGUAGAGAAUGCUACUACAUUAAUCCAGGCUCCUAUAAAUACAGCUAUUGUGCAAAAUGUAACUAAACUCCCACAAAACUUUACAAUUAAUGUAGAUGCUGCAGUAGGUAAUAUUACUGCUAUUCAAAAUGUUUCACAAGAUGCCUCAGGCAAUCCAACAUUGUGGUUGCCUACCAUACUUGCAACUAGUGCUGCACCUGACAAUAAAACUGAUGAUGAACAUUCACCAGGAAGUGUAUCUCAAAUAAUAAUCACCAGUGAAAGUUAUGUUAAUGAUACUAAUCAAGCAGGCAGAAGAACUAACAUAAUAACAGAAACCAAUUAUAUAAGUCGUCCCAAGACAUCCAAAGUUCAGAUUCUAAGUAAUAUUUCUCUUCCAAAGAAUACAAAUUACUCUCAGCAAUACAUAUCACAAGGAAAAGAGAUAACAUCGCCUGUAUAUGGAACACAGAAUCAUGUCUAUAAAUUAAGUGCCAAUGUUGUAUCCCAGAAGCACUUGAACAACUCAGUUUUAAACAUAAAGCCUCCAAAAAAUCAAUCUCUUAUAGGAUGCUCAUCCCUUUCACCAACAAUAAUAAAUAAUAGUCCUAUUAAAAAUGUAUCUUAUAGCCAUACAUACACAAAAAACACUAACUUAAACAAGUCAUUGAAUAAGGUUAAUAAUGGUGCUAAUUUAAAUACUAUGGUAGCAGCCUCAUCCGGCAAUACACAGUGCCAUAUUUUAUCUCGUGUUGUAUCUGGGCCCAACAAGAUGUCUGUACAUUCAGGUAGAAAGGCAGGAAAUGCAUUUAAGAGUUUAAAAGGUUCAAGUCAAGGAUCUGGACAGAAAGAUCAGUCUAGAGCAAUUAAAAUUAUACAACAAGCUGGUGCAUCUCACAAAUCUGAAGGGAAGUCAUGGCCUGUUGCAAGCAUCACAUACAAGAGUCAACAACAAAGUUAUGGAGUGAUGGAUUCUAAUGCUUCUAAAAUUAUACAGAAAGUUGGGAGUCCAACACACAAAACUCAGUCAAUGUCAUUACAAAAAGUUUCAAAAGGUGAUCGAUUAGUGCUUCAGUCUCCUUGUGGCCCUGUCUUACUUUCUACAGCACCAUUAAAUAUAAACUUGCCCCAAGGUCCCCAUUAUGUACAGUCUGGAUCAACACCAACUCUGCGAUAUGUACAGACCUAUGCCUCGACAGACAAUCAACUGUCCACGGUGUCUCAAGUCUCUGCCAAUCAGCAACUUACGGAACAAAUACUACAGUCACUUGCUCAACCUAAACUUAUGUUACAGCAAAGCCCAAUUAGAAUGAAUCAUACUGUAUUACCAACAUCAAUUGUAGAAGAGCCUGUUGACAUAAAACCUGUUAAUCAAAAAAGGAUUGUGUUUGGUGACAAAUCUACACUAUUGAUGGCAGAUGACAUAAUUGGAAUGGAGGAGAGACCCAAUUUGACUGAAGAACUUCGUCGUUAUUCUUACCAAUCUUUGGCAUUUAUUAUGUUGGAUCACACAUAUGCCUUGCCAGCACAAAAGCAACCCACUGUUUCUACACCUACUACACCUGUUUCAACAUCUGCACCAACUAUUGUUUCCCCAUCACUGACAACAUCACCAAUGAGCCCAUUAAAGAGAAAUUCUCCCAUUACAAUGUCAACUGCAUCUUAUGAUGUACCAGUUACAGUACCAACUAGUGUAACAGGAGCUACCACACCGGUAGCAUCUAUACCAAUAGGAACUGUUACUUAUAAACCAACCCCAUCUUCAGUGGAUCAAGAUGAUGAUGCUGCCUCAGUAAUAUCUUCUAUGGAUGGGGACAGAAGACCGGCUGUCCCAGGGGACAGCGACACUGAAACGGCUCCUGAAGGUGAAGAGGAAGGGAAGACUAGGUGCAUAUGUGAUUUCACUCAUGAUGAUGGUUAUAUGAUAUGUUGUGAUCGAUGUGGUGAGUGGCAGCAUGUAGAUUGUAUGGGCAUAGACAGGCAAAAUAUACCAGAUGCUUAUAUGUGUGAAGUCUGCCAGCCUCGACCUAUCGAUAGACGUCACGCCCGUGCCAUUCAAUUAAGAAAGAGAGAAGAAUUAAGUGCCCUUGGUGCUUCAGAUUCAGAUUCAUCAGAAAGCAUUCGCAAUCCUGGACAAAGACGUAAAAGAUUACUAACUGUAACAACUUACACCAACACAAGUGGGUCUUGUGUUACCACAUACAAUUCAAACAUCCCAGUUUUACCACCAUUGCCUCAACCAAGUUUAUCGUUACCUAAACGCGGUCCGAAACGGCCUAAAAAGGCUGAAAUGGUAAGGAAAGUUGCUAAAAGGAAACUUGCUGAAAAAAGAGUUAAACGUAAAAAAGACAUAUUUAAUAGAAGCAAAUACAACACUGGCCUUGCAAAUCAAUCACACUGGCAGGAUUCUUAUGAAGCAGCAAUGACUAAUCACUACAGCCCUGAAUUGAGAGCUAAAAUUAUGAAAUACAGCAGCAAGUUAGGAAAUGCCCCAAGCAUGGCUUCUGCCAUAACAGCACAUUUAUGUACAACAGUACCGCAUGCAGGUGGUAAAAUACUUAUUGCAACAAAAGACCUUAAAGAAAAUACUCCUGUAAUAGAAUUACGUGGCAAAUAUAUGUUAUCAAACCAACAUAGGCCGCAAGUACAAAAUUCAUCUAGAGCAGGAAGCCAAAAGCCAGGACCAUUUGUCUUUUUCUACAGGCUCCCUAAGGAUAAUACCCAGAUAUGUAUUGAUACAAGAACAUAUGGAAAUGAAGCAAGGUUUGUAAGACGCUCAUGUAAACCUAAUGCAGAAUUACAGCAUUGCAUUGUGAAGGGUGCUUUACAUGUCUACUUAGUAACAAUUGGAGUUGUCCAGUCAAAUACAGAAAUAACAGUAGGACAUGAUACUAAUGGCAGCAAACAACCUUGUGCUUGUGGCAAUCCAAAACAUUGCAAAGUUAAUGGAUUAAAUCCAGUAGUUACCAGAAAGAGUGUUGAUUACCCUCAAAGAGAAAAGAGAAGUAGAAAUAGAUGCUACAGUUCAUCUUCACCUGUAUCGCCACCUCUUGUACCAAUGCCUACAACACCAAUUAAAGAGAGCCCUCCUCCAAUUAUGCAAAUAAAAACUGAAAAGAAAUCGCCUAUUAAACACGAAUUUCCACCCAUGUCACCAAUCAAAACUACAGUAUUAAAUUUAAGUUUUGAUGACCCAAUUAAAACUGAAACUUUUGACGAUGAAGAUUACAUAAAACAGGAAAUAGAUUUAACGGCUAAAGAAGAAAUGAAGCCAGAAAUCGAUGAACCAGAUUUUGUUAAAUUUGAGCCGAAAAUCGAAGAACAUGAUGAACCGACACUUCCUAAACUGGAACCUGAACCUGAACCUGAACCUGAACCUGAACCUGAACCCGAACCCGAACCCGAAUCUGAACCCGAACCUGAACCUGAACCAGAACUAGAACUAGAACCAGUGGUAGAACCACCUAAAGAAAUCAUAAAAGAAAUUAAAGAAGAAACUCCAUUAAAAAUUGAGAAUGUCAUAUCAGAAACAAUUAAGGAAGAAAUAGUAGAAGAUAAAAAACCAAAGGAAGUACCCAAAGUAGAGGAAGAAAAAUCUGUACCUAACAAAGAAGUAACAGCUAAAUCAGCAUGUCAUGAUAGAUCUGCUCGAUCAAGUAGAACUACUUGCACUAAUCAAGACUCCUUGGAUGAUAAAACAGAUGACUCACAAGACAAAAUACCAAUUGCCACAAGUAGUCAAAAAGACAAGAAGAAAAUGACUCGCGAGGAGCGCAAAAUGGAGGCUAUAAUGAAGGCUUUUGAACGGAUGGAAAAAGCAGAGCAGCGUAAGCAGGAGGUAAAAGAGCGCCAAAAAAGAAGAGAAUCGGAUCCUCAUCCCAACAGUGCUGAAAGAGAAGAUGAAGAAGAAAUACAUGUUAAUUCCAGAAAGAGAAAGAAGCGCAAAGGACGAGCUCGUACAACAUCGCAAUCCAACCGGCGACGGUUGAAUUCGGCAGACAGCGACAUGGUGACUUCAGGAGAUGAGGCACAGCCUCCGUCUUCGCCGAGGGCCCCACCCCCAAUGGAAUUACAGCCUCCUACAACAGAAGAACGACCCCAAGAAGUCGUAAACGAAGAUCUUGGCUUAAGUUCAGCAUGUCUACUAGUAGAAGCAGCUGUUGGUUCAGUUGAAUCUGCUUUCAAGUUACCAAAAACAAAGAAAACUAUGGCUACAGAAUGGAUUGGACGUUCCCCAGAGCGCACACCAUCACCAUACAACUCACCAUACAGACCACCUUUGGUCUCCGCACCAUCGUUAGAAAGUCUAGUUAGAGUUGCAUCAACUAUAAUUGGAGAUCUUAGUGGAGGACAGGAUAUAGAACAUGAAGAGGAAACUGCUGCAACUUCACCUCCCAGAACCCCAGGGCGAGAAAGAAACAGGCCACCAAAAAAAGCUAAGCGAAUUACUCGCAGCACUCCUACUGAAGUAGCAGAAGUAAUUCCAGCAGUAUUACCAUUGCCUCAGCAUAGUGCUAAGAAGCGUUGGUUGAGACAAGCUAUAAGUGAGGAAAGCGACUCCCCUGUUACCGAUGUUUUUGUUGCAGAAUCACCUCCAAAUGAAAUGGUGACGCCUUUAAAGAAAAGAAGGGUAGCAAGAGAAUCAUUAAGUUGUGACCAAAACCCCAUAACACCUUGCAUGGAUGAUACAUCGCCAAUCCUGACGUCUGAGGAUUCUCCAAUCAAAGACGAUCCGCAAUCAAUAACACGACAUUACAAGAGAAAUAUCAUGGACAGUAUGUAUAGCAGAGACAGAACCAGGUCAGAUAGUGGACAAGGUUCGGAUGACCAGUGUAAUAAUGACCAUGAUAUUUUAAAUGUCAACCUUAAAGUUCCGCAUGAUAGUGAAAAUAUAAGGAGGAUUAUCGGCGUCCCAACACCGGAAGAAGAAUAUCCACCAGAAAUAACAAAAACUGAAGAUAUUAAUACUAAUAAUAAUAAUUUAGAAAUGGAAGAUAAUAAAGUUGUACCGAUGGAGAUAGAUACAACAAUAAUUACUCAAGCAAAGAUUCAGGAAUCUAAUGAAAAUAACAACUGUGAACUAAAGGGCAUAGAGAGCCCUAAUGAUAAAGUUAACAGCUCUCAAUCGGCCGAUACUAGUGGUAAUUCGUCGCCGCAACGAGAUGAAAUGGAUGAUAUUCAAAAGAAAAUUCAUUCUUUCCACACUGAGAAUAUUCUUAUACUGAAAAGCAGAAAUAAGAAGCCACCAAAAGAGAAGCGGAAGAAAGUAAAUCUCAAUUUUGAUCUCAACAUGGUAGAUGAUCAAAUCAGUAUUCAGUUACGUACAGAAAAUGAUACAAACUCAAAAUCUUCUGAAAUCAAUGGAGAUGUUCAUGAAGAAUUCAGCAAUUCCAUUCAAGAUGAUGCAAAAAUUCAUGUUUCUCCAGAGGAUAUACCAUUGCCUCCUGUGGAGACAAUACCUCUUCCCACAUCAGAAAAUAUUCUUCUACCGGCUCCUGAAAACAUACCUCUUCCUCAAGAACCAAAUCCGAUGCCUAUUAUACCCUCACCAGAAAGAAUACCAUUACCUGAAGAGCCUAUGAAGCCUAUAAAGCCUAUAAAGCUUGUUAGUGGUGCAUCACCUCUUUCCUCAUCUGAGGAGGACAAAUCUGAAGAGAAGGAGGUUAUUUCGACAGAUAGACCAUCUGUACUAGAUUCUACGCUCCCAUUUUCAUCACGUUUUAGUUCAACAGGACUCUUCUCGGGUAUAUUCAGCAAUAUGUCACAUUCAUUCAAGUUGGAUAGCCCAAUUAAUGAGAACAUACCAAAUAUGUCCAUAAUAAAGAGUGCAAUAGAUAGGACUACAAGUUUAGACAAUAGUUUGUUUGAUAAAGACAGUGUAACUCCAGUGGAUGAGUUGAAAAGUGUACAAGAGAUAUUGACUCGUGUGAAUAACAUGGACUCGAACAAUAGUGUUUUAUUGUCAGGUGUGCUCAAGAACUCAAACAAGAGCCUGUUGCCAUCUCCAUCGCAGUCGCCUAAGCCUGCUAGCAAACCGUACUGCCCUCGUAGCAAUGAUCCCCGAUUAAACCCUCCUCCAGUUGAGAAACCCAAACCAGUUAGAAGAAAGCUCUCUAUAACGGAAUACCGCAAACGGCACAAGUGCGCCGCUAGCGACUCCGGCUCGCCCGCUUCUGGGGAAACUCAGGAAGGGGGCGAAGCGUGCUCGGGGGGCAGAGGGACGUGCACGGGGGGUGAAACUGGGACGUGUCCUGGGGGCGAAGUGGGAGCGGAGUGGUCCUCGGAGUCUUCGGGCGGGGCGUCGCUGUCGCCGCAAAGGCUAGAAGCCGCCGCCGCAGCCGCCGUCGACGAACUCGAGCAGCGAUUGCAUAGGGACCUCACCGCUUCGCACACACCCAAAGGUGUGUUCGACGCGCAGCCGACGGCGUCGGAGCGUCAACGGGAGAACCUAAGUUCGAGACUGCGGCGCGAAUUCGGGCUCGCGCUCCCCGACGACGACGAUGCGCGCUCGCCCCACUGUGAUGGCGCAGUUGUUCCAAAGCGGUGCGACAGGUAG
Molecule: messenger RNA, 6927 nt
Organism: Parnassius mnemosyne (clouded apollo)
Lineage: Eukaryota; Metazoa; Arthropoda; Insecta; Lepidoptera; Papilionidae
Source: the annotation of a GenBank genome assembly